GCGUGGCCCCGAGGAGGGUUCACGUGACGUCGCGCGGCAUUGUGGGAGCGUUUGUCCUUUCCCUCUUCGCCUCGCAAGAUGGCCCGAGGACCGAAGAAGCACCUGAAGCGCUUGGCAGCGCCCAAGCAUUGGAUGCUGGACAAGCUCACGGGCGUGUUCGCACCACGACCGUCGACGGGCCCCCACAAGCUGCGCGAGUGCCUGCCGCUCAUCAUCUUCCUGCGCAACCGCCUCAAGUAUGCACUCACGGGCGACGAGGUGAAGAAGAUCUGCAUGCAGCGCUUCAUCAAGGUGGACGGCAAGGUGCGCACGGACAGCACCUACCCGGCUGGAUUCAUGGACGUGAUCACCAUCGAGAAGACCGGAGAGCACUUCCGCCUGAUCUAUGACACAAAGGGCCGCUUCGCCGUUCACAGAAUCACAGCAGAGGAGGCCAAGUACAAGUUGUGCAAAGUGAAGAAGGUUCGCGUGGGAACCAAGGGGAUCCCCUUCCUGGUGACGCACGACGCUCGCACCAUCCGCUACCCUGAUCCCCUCAUCAAGGUCAACGACACCGUGCAGCUCGACCUGGAGGCUGGCAAAAUCACGGACUUCAUCAAGUUUGACACCGGAAACCUGUGCAUGGUGACUGGCGGCGCCAACUUGGGGCGUAUUGGCGUGAUCACGAACCGCGAGCGCCAUCUGGGUUCGUUCGAUGUGGUGCACGUCAAGGACGCGAACGGGAAUACGUUCGCCACCCGGCUGGGAAACAUCUUCGUCAUCGGCAAGGGCCAGAAGCCGUGGGUGUCUCUGCCACGUGGCAAGGGUAUCCGUCUGACGAUUGCCGAGGAGAGGGACAAGCGGUUGGCUGCCAAGCAAGUGGCCAGCUAAACGGCCUGCUGCUGCAGAAUCUCUCUCCGUUCAGCCACCCACAACACUUCUUGGCAUUGUCUCCUUGUUGUCGCUUGUUUUGUCGAAAGAUCUUGUAUAGUGCAAGAGACAAUAAAAGAGGAGGGUUCCCAACA
Petromyzon marinus (sea lamprey) is the source of this 1004-nucleotide messenger RNA. It is a transcript of the gene RPS4X, whose product is annotated as ribosomal protein S4 X-linked. Gene Ontology annotation, biological process: translation. Gene Ontology annotation, molecular function: structural constituent of ribosome; RNA binding. Gene Ontology annotation, cellular component: cytosolic small ribosomal subunit; ribosome. The record is from RefSeq and is a predicted model, not a curated record. NCBI's taxonomy places the organism in Eukaryota, Metazoa, Chordata, Hyperoartia, Petromyzontiformes, Petromyzontidae.